This is a messenger RNA of Bactrocera latifrons, 2413 nucleotides long. RefSeq names its product ethanolaminephosphotransferase 1. The coding region runs from base 1 to 1224 and encodes 407 amino acids. The transcript is spliced from 5 exons. The record is from RefSeq and is a predicted model, not a curated record. Gene Ontology annotation, cellular component: endoplasmic reticulum membrane; Golgi apparatus. Gene Ontology annotation, biological process: phosphatidylethanolamine biosynthetic process. Gene Ontology annotation, molecular function: ethanolaminephosphotransferase activity. NCBI's taxonomy places the organism in Eukaryota, Metazoa, Arthropoda, Insecta, Diptera, Tephritidae.
AUGACGUUACAAGAGUUAUUGAAUUACAAAUACCUCACAAAGGAACAACUAAAUGGCUUUGACAACUACAAAUACAGCGCGCGUGAUACCUCACCCCUGAGCGUAUAUGUAAUGCAUCCAUUCUGGAAUUGGACUGUCAAAUUCUUUCCCCGUUGGCUGGCACCCAACGUUAUGACCUUUCUUGGCUUCCUUUGUACGGUUUUAAAUCUGUUGCUUCUAUCAUAUUAUGAUUGGAAUUUUUACGCCAGUUCUGGCUUACCGAAUACUACUCCCAUACCGUCUUGGGUGUGGCUGUGCUGUGCUGUAAAUAUAUUCUUGGCCUACACAUUAGACGGCAUUGAUGGGAAACAAGCACGCCGCAUUGGUUUAUCUGGCCCGCUGGGUGAACUCUUCGACCACGGUCUCGACUCGUAUACUGCAGUGCUGAUACCUACAUGUCUGUAUAGCAUUUUUGGACGCAGUUUCGAGUACUCUGUGGCGCCUGUACGCAUGUACUACGUAUGCUGGAUGGUGUUCUUCAAUUUUUAUGUUUCUCACUGGGAAAAGUAUAACACAGGUGUUCUGUAUUUACCGUGGGGUUACGAUUUGAGCAUGUGGGGUUCAACAGCUAUGUACCUGUUGACAUGGUGGUUCGGCUAUCAAUUUUGGCAACACACACUACCCAUGGGUGUCAAGCUCGGACAUUUGAUGGAGUUCGUUUUGCACAUCAGCGCAAUGGCCAAUACACCGAUGGUGAUAAUUAAUGUGUACAACUCAUACGUGCAGCGUACGGGCAAAAUGCGUUGUUUCAGUGAAGCAAUGCGUCCAUUAUGGCCACUUUUGGUAUUCCUUGUUAUAAUGCUGCUGUGGCCUUUCAUCUCGCCGAAUGAUAUCAUGGAGAAAGAUCCACGUAUUAUGUUUUUGCUGAGUGGGACAAUAUUCUCGAAUAUCAGUUGCCGGCUGAUUGUGGCGCAAAUGUCGAAUACGCGUUGUGAUGUGUUUCAUUAUAUGAUGCCAAUAUUCGUGGUCUUCGUGGGCAUUGGCUUAUGGAUACCGCUACUCGAGCGUCUAAUGCUCUAUGUUCUAUUCGUCGCCACCACACUAACACACUGGCAUUACGGCACAAAUGUGGUGAAUGAAAUGUGCGAGCAUUUCAAUCGCAUUUGCUUUAGCGUGAAUAGGCGAGAACCAGCUGUUCGAAAUGCCCAAGAUGUACAUCUGCGCGACAUGGAGAAAACCGACUAAACAAUGCAACCAAACCAAAAACAAAGACAAGUGUGCUUAUGCAAAUGCAAAAAUAAAUCAUUUGAAGUUAGGCAAAAACAAAAGUAACAGGAGGCUCGAUACAAACGUUUACCCUUUACUUAAUAAUUUACCGAUAAGAAAGUGUUUUCAAAGCAAGUUUAGCUUUAUUGAUUGGUCUCGGUAAAGUGCAAGUAUGUACAUAUGUACAUUGAAAUAUAUUAAUAUAUAUUUUUGCUACAUAGCGCUCUCUCGUAUUUUUGUGCAUUUCCAAACCGUGCAAUGAAUUCGUGCUAAAACGUGAUCUUGAAAAAUUUGUCACUAAAUAAUAUGUUUUUGAAUACGGCAAUGCCAUUUAUUGUCAAUAAAAUAAAGAUAGUAUAGAAGUAGGAGAUUUGAUGCUAAAAAGCUUGAAGUGAAGUGAUUAUUUAUUACGCAACUGUAAUAAAAAGCGUAUAAUUAAUAAUUGUAAACAGCCAUAUAAUGUAAACUAUUUAUUCUAAUUCAUUAUUUCUGUGCGCUCUCGUGCUUAUGCGCUGUCGAAGUGAAGUCGGCGCCCAAAAUAACCUUUUUACAAAAUUUAAAAAUUUAAUUAUAUGCCAUUGCGCUUUAAUUAUGUAGCCAUUUGUUUUCUUUUUAUUUUCUUAUUGCUUUCCGCAAUAUUUUUCGCUCACUUGGCACCGCACAUCACUUGCAUUAUUUCUUCGUUAAUUCUUCGCCUCAUUUUGCAUCACCUUAAGUAACUUAUAAGUUUAUAGUAUUUAUUUUGUGUAUUAUUUUAUUGCUAACAAAGUAAUUUAUUUAAAUGAAGUUAUCAAUUGUUUACCAAUAACCGCUUAGACCUCGUAAUAUUUUUAUUUAUAUAAAAAUUAAUUUAACGCAAACUUCAUAAAUUUUAUUUUUAUAAAACUAAAAGAAAUAUACAUACAUGUAUACUUAUGUAUAUAGAAAAGUGAAAUGUGAAUAUGUCAUGUGUUCGUGAAAAUUUUGAACUCGAGCUUUAUGAUGCAUGUUUUAGUUUAGAUUUUAGUUAGUUAAAAUUAGCUACUUCCGAAAAUUGUGUAUGUGUGCAUAGACGAAACAUACGUAUGUCUUCUAAAAUACAAUAUAAAUAAAUAAACUGUAUGUUUAAGUAAAACUAGUGUUUUAGACUGAAUAAAGCUGUGCGCAACUUUAAUGGCGUAUAACAAGA